UCACAAACAGCUAUAAAACGCCUUGCGUGCCCGUAACCAGAACCUCUCGAGCACCGCUUGAAACGCGCAACUCUCUGCUCGAUAUUUCGCGUACCUAGUGACUCGUGGUACGCAUCUUGAGGAACAACGAUCACUUUGAUUCGAUUUUAGCGAACACUGAAGAAACAGAGAUCAAUUAUCAAUAUGUACUGGGGAGACCUCGCAGAUAAGUUGGCGGAGCAUUCCAUUGUGAUUAUUUUCCUUGCUCUCGUGGUUGUUUUGCUGUUUUUAAGACACACCAGACCGUCAGUCAAGAGAAAACCACCCGGUCCUUGGAGUCUACCGGUGAUUGGCAAUAUAUUUCUCUUCGGAUCAGCUCCUCACAAGAACGUCACAAGGCUCGCUAAACAGUACGGAAGAGUCUUCGCUAUGAAACUUGGUAGCAGAGAGGUCGUGAUUCUCAAUGACAUCAAGACAGUUAAGGAGGCUCUUCUCAAGAAUGGCACCGACUUCUCAUCUCGCCCUCCAUUGCACAGUUUUAUAUCGUCCAGCCGAGGUGAUAGAACAGUUGCAUGGCCCGUGUUUGGUCCAAAGUACGCCAACAACAAGCGAGCGACGGAAUUGGCCAUGCGAGCUAUCCUUGUAAAUGACAAGUACCUCUCCAAAAUAGUCCUUAGAGAGACGCACGUGUUAAUCGAGAGUCUCCUAAACUCGGACGAGGGCCGGUUCGAUCCUUCUUACCUGUUAAAAUUCUUUGCCUGUAGUUUGCAGUUUUGUUUGUUUUUCGGGGACAAGUUACGCGACGCUUACGUCAAGAAGGCUCAAUUCAUGAUGGACGGUUCAACAGAUUUUAUAGAAAAUAGUGCCGUGGGUAACAGCGUAGAUUUCAUGCCGUGGAUGAAAGUGGUGUUCAAGAAACAAGUGGAAAAACUUGACGCAUCCAUCGCAGAACUUACCACAUUUGUCAAGAAAAUUUUUUUCCUCCUGAAGAGUGAUUCCAGCCUGAACAACUUAGACGAGUCACUUUCCAGGAUGCCCACUACCUUCGUCGAGGCAUUGACAAAAGUAGUGAACGACAGAGAUGCAUUAGAUUUUGGAAACGAACGUUUCAGUAAAGACUCCUUGGAGGGAAUUUCAAGACACUUUGACGAUGAAACUUUGAUUAAUAUAACAGCUGACUGUUUCGGCGGGGGAUACGAAAAAUUAUCCACCGCCCUCCGUUGGGCUGUGGCUUACCUCGUGUCCCAUCCCGACGUGCAAACGGAAUUGCAGGAUGAGCUUAGACGCGUGAAAGGUUCUACGCCCUUGACGCUCCACGACAGAAACAGCUUUCCACUUUUAGAGGCAACAGUUCUUGAGAUCUUGCGGAUGAGCAGCUUUCUUCCAUUCGCUUUGCCCCACUGCACAACCCAGGAUACCAGUGUGGCUGGAUACCCAUUACCAAAGGGAACCAUUGUCUUUAUUAACCUGUGGGCCUGUUCCCGUGAUCCACAGUACUUUGAAGACCCCAACACGUUCAAUCCAUACCGUUUCUUGGAUGAAACUAAACAGAACAUUGUACGAUCACCGUGUUUCUUGGCGUUUUCAGCAGGGGACAGAAAAUGCCCCGGAGAAAGCUAUGCUAAGUCAGUUAUAUUCCUGGUGUUGGGCACCAUAUUGCAAAACCUUAAACUUCGCAAUGGAACCGAAGAUCCCAUCGAAGACAAGUUCGGGCUGACCAUUCGUCCAAAGGCGUACAAGAUUCGCGUUGAAGCGAUUCAGUGAAUAUGGAGUAAGGAACUUUCAAGGAAUGAAAGGUAUACAGCUUGACAUAAAGGCUAAAUGACUGUCAGAGUGUGAACUGAUGAUUUGACAUCGAUUCAUUGAUAGUGAUACAAAGGACCAAGUAAGUCUUGAUUCUUCAGGUUAAGAUAGUGAAAGACGUUUUCUCCUUAAUUAGGCAUGACCAAACAAACCGCUGCUGAUCUUAAGCUCUGUGAAGUGCACUGCAAGAUUGUUAGUUCAGACUUUUUUAACCAUUUUCCUACUUUCAUGUUUUUCUUAUAUGUAGAUAUAGAACUUAAAACGGACUGCACCUUUGAGUGUAGUGACAUAAAAAAAAAAACAACACGCGUCUGUUUGCGUUGGUGAACACUUAAUUUUUAGCGCAUCAUUGAUGUCACGUAAUGGCAAACUUUGGCCGCUCGGGCGUAUUUUUAAAUCAGUUUCGCUUCUAAAUUUUAAAAUACGACAUCGGCUUUUAUAUUCAUUAUCACAGGGGCAUAAGCUCUUCAAUUAGUUUCAUAGUUUCUAUGAGCUAAUGGAGAGAGCGUGCUUUACUGAAGUUGGACGACGAAGCUUUAUCACUAAGCGGAGAUAACCUUGUGGAAAUAUCAGAUUGACAACGGUUAACUAAUCCCACAGACCCAGAAGCACUAUAUUUGUAAUACCUAUGACGUCUAUGUAUAAUUUUUACUGGAAAAUAUGGCAACAUCUGUGCUAGUCUUGUUCCAGCCUUGUGCUAGAAAUUAUGCGAACGAGAGGUGCUUCUAUGAGACAACAAAAUGAUGAAAUAUUAGGCAGUUCGGCCUUAUCAAAUCUAAAUGUCAACUUAAAGAUAUUUAAUUAUUGAAAAAUAACGAAAAAUAUACUUUUUUAUAUUUUA
Molecule: messenger RNA, 2623 nt
Organism: Pocillopora verrucosa
Lineage: Eukaryota; Metazoa; Cnidaria; Anthozoa; Scleractinia; Pocilloporidae
Product: cytochrome P450 1A1-like
Biological process (GO): progesterone metabolic process; hormone biosynthetic process
Molecular function (GO): heme binding; steroid 17-alpha-monooxygenase activity; iron ion binding
Source: RefSeq, a predicted model, not a curated record